Molecule: messenger RNA, 2985 nt
Organism: Empidonax traillii (willow flycatcher)
Lineage: Eukaryota; Metazoa; Chordata; Aves; Passeriformes; Tyrannidae
Product: centrosome-associated protein 350-like
Exons: 5
Coding region: 135-2321 (728 amino acids)
Biological process (GO): microtubule anchoring
Cellular component (GO): centrosome
Molecular function (GO): microtubule binding
Source: RefSeq, a predicted model, not a curated record
ACUUGCCAUCCUCUGACAAAAAGGAUUUGUCAUUGCCAAGUGACGAUCUUCCUCCUCCCUCUUUAGGUGCAGGUGCAGUGAGAAAUGAUGAUCCUACCUCCAGCACAGAUGAUUUCCCAUCCCCACCAGAACAAAUGACAGGCUCAGAGACCAGUCAGGGGAUGGGUGAAGAUACAUCACUGGAAAUGGAUGCAUGGUCCCCAUUACCUGAUAACAUCGUGCCUCAAGAAUUUCCCCCACUCAGUCAAGAGACAAUUGAUGCUUUUUCAACUCAGGGUGGUUGUCCCUCAGAACAAUCUUCACUUCAAGCCACUUCCAGCCCAAAGGAGGACUUACCAGAACACCAACAAGGAGAUAGUGAGCCAGCUUUGCAGCCUUUGGAGCUCCUGCCUGUAUCAAACCCUACUUUUUCUGGUCAGGCCAGUAAAAGUCCUGACUUAUUAACGAACCAAUGUACAACAGAUUUCAUGCUGCCCAGCACUGGUGGGGACGGUGAUGACCCAUUGCUGUCAUUUGAAAUUGGGGACAGGGUGCUGGUAAAGCAGAGCCAGGCUGGGACUCUGCUGUUCAAAGGACGGACUCAUUUUGCCAGUGGCCACUGGGCUGGUGUUGCUCUGGACAAAGCUGAAGGUGACAAUGCUGGGACUUACCAAGGGGUGAAGUAUUUCCGGUGUGCUCAGCACUGUGGUGUCUUUGUCAGGCCUGAAGAGAUCUCACACCUGCUGGGGGAUAACAAAAAGGCUUCCAGUUCCUCUGGGGGUGAAGAUUCCCACUCUGAUGAUGGUGAAUCUUUCAAAAGGGACUGCAGAUAUUCUGGAGGUGACAAGCAGAGAGUGGGGUUUACAGAGCAGAAAACAGAAGACACAAAAAGUGCGGGAGGUUCAGAAGUAAAAGAAAACCAGUCCAGGUUACACACUGCCUUGCUGUCUAGAAAAGGGCAGAAGUUUCCACCUUGCAACCAGUGUAAAUGUACUGAAUUUCUCUGUGAAAAGAACUUGAUGUGCUUGGGACCAGAUAAGGAAAAAACAGAGCUGGCACAAAUAAAACAAAGGAUACUUGCAGCUGUGCUUCCAGUGAAAAGCAGGACCAAUACCACAGAUGAGGUAAACACAAGCAAAAAUAUUUGUUGCUUGGUAGAGGAUCAGAAAAGAAUUAAACUUGCUGAUGAUGUUGCAAGUGAACUCGGUAAAAAACUUCUGGUGGAUGUUUUAAUUGCAUUUUCUGAAACAGCUCAACACAAAUAUAAAAGUGCCUUUGAAAAGGACAUGAUGAAUUACUGCAAAGGCCUCAGGCAAGGAGACAGCCAGAAACUGUUUCUCCUCAAAGAAAAUUCAGCUGCUGUCUUAUCUGAACCAUCAGCAAAGGUUUCUGAUGUUCUCCUGGGUGAUUUUGAUACGCUUUGCAUUCGUGGUUGUCACACAGUAGCAGAAAGAAUUGUAACUAAAUUUAUAGACGAUGCAGUGAAAGAAUAUAGGAAGAUUAAAAGAAAACAUGGAUCAAAAGCAGACAAGAUACUUCAUUUAUCUUCAGAGACUUCUCCAACCACUCUGCCAUUCCUUAAUAAAAUCCUUGAUGCUGGUGUGUUUGGAAGCUCUGAAGACUUUGUUCAGCCUAAUUCUGACCAACAUGUGCUGGUGAGACAAAGACAAAGGCAAUACUUGUACAAAUUAGAUCACUGGCACUCAGCUCCUUGGAAGAAAACUGUGGAAGUUCCUCUUGUGAUACCACAUUGCAGUUCUUACGUUAGAAACUUGUCUGCAUGUGCUGUAGAAGAAUUGUGGACCCCAGAAAACAUAAAUUCAAAUUUCAGGAGCAUCAGUGUGCCAAAGUACUCUGAAUGUACUGAUCUUCCAGAGAAUGAUUUGGAAGCAGAAAGCAAAAGGAUGUAUCAUCAGGUUAUAUUUGACUUGACCCGGGAGCUGUUACGUGCAGAAUAUCGAGUGACUGCAGAUCCAAAUAGUUUUCCAUGGAUGAAAAUAAACGUGGGAUCUCGCUGUUCCAGGCAUCCCUGCAGAAGAACAGAUGUCAGGGAUGUCAAGACAUUUGUUCAGGGUGAAAUUAUUAAAAUAAUGAACCUGGAAAAGAAUGACUUAGAAAUGAAAAGGAAAUUCCUAAAUAUGACCAAGUAUGGAAACUGUAAGAGAGACAGAGUGGAUCUUAUUCUGGUUCAGGAGCUCCGUAAAGAAGAGUCUCAGUGGACUUACUAUGGUGAUGAUGAAUUAACAGUGAAGAUGAGGAUGACUGAAGGCAUAUUUGAUUGCUUGAUCCUUGAUACAAUCAGAGUUCUUAAUAAGAUUUAUCUGAGAAAAGCCUGUGAAUAGAAGUUUUUCCUCAUGGGCCCAAAUGGAGGAAUUUUAAUCUCUGAUUUUUUUUUUCUUUAUUUUUCAGUCAAGAAAUGAGUGAUUUAAGAACUUUAACUCUGAACUUGUACCCAAUACCAGUGUGGCCUUGGCCUAAUUUGUACACUCAUAUUUACGAUGAAAGGUUCAAGGAGAGACUUAUGCAGAUGGAAAAAUAACACACAAAAUAUCCUCCUUGUUUUCUGUGCUUUGGGGAGGCUCAUUAAGAUCAAUGGUCUUCUUAGACUGAUGUCACACAGAAUCCAAAGGGGGGAAAUUUUAUUCUCUUUUUUAAUUCAAGACUGCACUUUAUCUGCUUUGAAGAGCACAAUGUGUUUUAAAAUUUUAUCCAAGUCUCUCCAAACAGGUUUCAGAACCAAUUUGUGUGCAAGUGAUCUUAUUCUUGUUAUCACGCUCAGGUUUGUGAAUGCUUUGAAAAUUGUGUUCAGAAAAUCACUGGUGACUGUCUGAAGAACGUAAAUGUGCAGAUGGAGUUGCAUCUCCCAGAUCCUGAAUUGCUGUGGGCCUCUGUAGUUUGGAAUAAACUCCUCUAACCGGAACAAGUCUAAAACUUUUCCUGAUGGGUGCAGCAGACUUUAAAGUGACUGUGCAUCAUUAUUGUUUUUAAUACACUGUGGAACUAGUU